Cygnus olor (mute swan) is the source of this 2805-nucleotide messenger RNA. RefSeq names its product exostosin glycosyltransferase 1 (gene EXT1). The transcript is spliced from 11 exons. The record is from RefSeq and is a predicted model, not a curated record. Gene Ontology annotation, molecular function: glycosyltransferase activity. NCBI's taxonomy places the organism in Eukaryota, Metazoa, Chordata, Aves, Anseriformes, Anatidae. Gene Ontology annotation, cellular component: membrane. Bases 284 to 2527 code for a protein of 747 amino acids.
GCGGGGCGCCCCGCCGGGCCGCCGCCGGCCCGCUGCCGCCCGCCGCUGAGAGCCCGGCGGCGAGGAGGUCCGGGCGGGCGGUCGCCCACAUGCGCGGCCCCAGCCCGCGGCUUGGGGAACGGCGCCGAGCGGAGGAGGCGGGCGAGGGGAGCUGGAAGCGGCCGGCGGCGGCGGCGGCGAGGAGAAGAUGGCGGAGCGGCGGAGGAGCUGAGAGCGGCGCCCGGAGAAGUGGGGCCGCCCCCGCAGCCUUCCUCCGCAGCCCCCCGGACCCCCCGGCGGCCACAUGCAGGCCAAAAAACGCUACUUGACGCUGCUCUCCGCCGCCACCUGUCUCGCCCUGCUGCUCUACCUCGGAGGCGUGCAGCUGCGGGCGGCCCGCGCCCCGCCGCCCGCCGGCCGGCAUGGGGCUGCCCCGCGGCCCGGCAGCGAGCGGCCCUGGCCCCGCUUCCCCGACGCCCUCCGGCCCUUCGCGGAGCCGGAGGGGGCCGCGGGGGGCGACGCGGGGGGCGGCGGCGGCGGCCGGGUCUCGCCCCGGCAGCGGCGGGACGGCAGCGCCGGGCUGUACCGCGGGCGGCGGUGCCGCAUGGAGUCCUGCUUCGACUUCGCCCUUUGCCAGAAAAACGGCUUCAAGGUCUACGUGUACCCGCAGCAGAAGGGGGAGAAGAUCGCCGAGAGCUACCAGAACGUGCUGGCGGCCGUCGAGGGCUCCCGCUUCUACACCUCCGACCCCAGCCAGGCGUGUCUCUUCGUCCUCAGCCUGGACACGCUGGACCGGGACCAGCUCUCCCCGCAGUACGUGCACAACCUCCGCUCCAAAGUGCAGAGCCUCCACUUGUGGAACAACGGUAGAAAUCACUUGAUUUUUAAUUUAUAUUCCGGCACCUGGCCCGACUACACCGAGGACGUGGGCUUCGACAUCGGCCAGGCCAUGCUGGCCAAAGCCAGCAUCAGUACUGAAAACUUCAGACCCAAUUUUGAUGUUUCUAUUCCGCUCUUUUCUAAGGAUCAUCCUAGGACAGGAGGGGAGAAGGGAUUUUUGAGGUUUAACACCAUCCCUCCUCUCAGGAAGUACAUGUUGGUAUUCAAGGGGAAAAGGUACCUGACAGGGAUAGGGUCAGACACCAGGAAUGCCUUAUAUCACGUCCAUAACGGAGAGGAUGUUGUCCUCUUGACCACCUGCAAGCAUGGCAAAGACUGGCAAAAGCACAAGGAUUCGCGUUGCGAUAGAGACAACGCCGAAUACGAGAAGUAUGAUUACCGUGAAAUGCUGCACAAUGCCACUUUCUGUCUGGUUCCCCGUGGCCGCAGGCUUGGCUCGUUCAGGUUUCUGGAAGCCUUGCAGGCUGCCUGCGUGCCCGUGAUGCUCAGCAAUGGAUGGGAGCUGCCCUUCUCGGAAGUGAUUGAUUGGAAGCAGGCUGCCGUCAUCGGGGAUGAGAGAUUGCUAUUACAGAUUCCUUCUACAAUCAGGUCUAUCCAUCAGGAUAAAAUCCUAGCACUUAGACAGCAGACACAGUUCUUGUGGGAGGCUUAUUUUUCUUCAGUUGAGAAGAUUGUAUUGACUACACUAGAGAUUAUUCAGGACAGAAUAUUUAAGCACAUAUCACGUAACAGCUUAAUAUGGAACAAACAUCCUGGAGGGUUAUUUGUACUGCCACAGUAUUCCUCAUAUCUGGGAGAUUUUCCUUACUACUAUGCUAAUCUCGGUCUGAAGCCUCUCCCCACGUUCACUGCCGUUAUCCAUGCAGUAACUCCCCUGGUUUCCCAAUCUCAACCUGUGCUGAAACUCCUGGUUGCUGUAGCCAAGUCCCAGUACUGUGCACAGAUCAUUGUUUUAUGGAAUUGUGAUAAACCCCUCCCAGCCAAACACCGCUGGCCUGCCACUUCUGUGCCUGUCAUAGUCAUUGAAGGAGAGAGCAAGGUUAUGAGCAGUCGCUUCCUACCCUACGACAACAUAGUGACAGAUGCAGUGCUAAGCCUGGAUGAGGACACCGUGCUUUCAACCACUGAGGUGGAUUUUGCCUUUACGGUUUGGCAGAGUUUUCCAGAGAGGAUUGUAGGGUACCCUGCUCGCAGUCACUUCUGGGACAACACUAAGGAGAGGUGGGGCUAUACCUCCAAGUGGACUAAUGACUAUUCCAUGGUAUUGACAGGAGCUGCUAUUUACCACAAAUAUUAUCACUACCUGUACACUCAUUACCUGCCUGCCAGCCUAAAGAAUAUGGUGGACCAACUGGCCAAUUGUGAGGACAUUCUAAUGAAUUUUUUGGUGUCAGCUGUGACAAAAUUGCCUCCAAUCAAAGUAACACAGAAAAAACAGUAUAAGGAGACCAUGAUGGGACAGACGUCCCGGGCCUCGCGCUGGGCUGACCCUGACCACUUCGCCCAGCGGCAGAGCUGCAUGAACACUUUCGCCAGCUGGUUUGGCUAUAUGCCGCUGAUCCACUCUCAGAUGAGGCUCGACCCUGUCCUCUUUAAAGACCAGGUCUCCAUCUUGAGAAAGAAGUACCGAGACAUUGAACGACUCUGAGGAGCGCUGCCGAGGGGGCUGCGCCACCCCCAGCCCCGCCUGGAGCCAGACUGUGCCGCGGCACGGCCGUACCGGAAAACGGCGAGCGGCGCCCGGGGGCGCACGGCUCCGGACUGCUUCACCCGCCUGGCAGGCUUCUGUUGCUCACGACUAGGUUGUGUACAGUUUCAUUAUGGAACAUUAAAUAAUUAUUUUUGAAAUGAUUGCUAUGCAGGUUUAAACUUUUUUAAUGAUCAAAAAAAAAACUAUUAAAAACAGAGUUCUUUCUUUAAUCAAAA